AUGGCGGCGCAAAAGGCCGAGAAGAAGCGCAAGCGAAACAGAAAGGCGCGCACUGAAGUCUCCUCCGACUCAUCCUCCUCCGACAACGACUCGCCACCCCAAAGCCCAGCCAGAACCCCAGCGGUGCCCACCGAUACAACCAAGCAACAGCCCGACCAAACCGCGACCAAUGCCACCUCUCCUCCCACAGCUCCCCAAAACCCAGAGAAUUCACCCCCACCACCACCACCCCAACAAAAGUCUUUGAGCCCAGAGCAAGCCUUCGAAGACUUCUACCUCCGCCAAGCCACGAAGGAAUUCUCCAAUGACCUGGAUAAGCUUCGCUCAGCGCCGGAUUUCAAGGCGAGUAGUGUCGAGGUGUUGAUUGAGGCGUUGAGGCAGGGGAGGGCGUGUUUUGGUGCUGAGGAGAGGGGGAGGAUUGGGGAGGGGAUGGUUGGGGGGCGAUGA
Saxophila tyrrhenica is the source of this 447-nucleotide messenger RNA. RefSeq lists its product as uncharacterized. The record is from RefSeq and is a predicted model, not a curated record. The transcript has 2 exons. Gene Ontology annotation, biological process: ribosomal large subunit assembly. Gene Ontology annotation, cellular component: preribosome, large subunit precursor. Lineage: Eukaryota; Fungi; Ascomycota; Dothideomycetes; Mycosphaerellales; Extremaceae. Bases 1 to 447 code for a protein of 148 amino acids.